Messenger RNA from Helobdella robusta, 771 nucleotides. RefSeq lists its product as hypothetical. NCBI's taxonomy places the organism in Eukaryota, Metazoa, Annelida, Clitellata, Rhynchobdellida, Glossiphoniidae. The record is from RefSeq and is a predicted model, not a curated record. Gene Ontology annotation, cellular component: Golgi apparatus. The transcript has 7 exons. The coding region runs from base 1 to 771 and encodes 256 amino acids. Gene Ontology annotation, molecular function: protein binding. Gene Ontology annotation, biological process: Golgi organization.
AUGGGCGGAUCACAAAGCACGCAAGUCCCUGGUGGAGGCACAGAGGGCUAUCACGUAUUAAGAGUUCAGGAAAAUUCUCCUGGCCAGAAGUCCGGCCUGGAAGCAUUUUUUGAUUUCAUCUUGUGCAUUGGAAAUACCAGAUUGAAUCAAGACAAUGAACUUCUGAAAGAUUUGCUAAAGGCCAACAUCGACAAACCAGUCAAGAUGCUUGUGUACAGUAGCAAGACUGGUCAAUUGCGAGAACUCGAGUUGGUACCCAGUCACCAGUGGGGCGGUCAGGGUCUUCUGGGGGUGUCCAUCAGGUUUUGUUCAUUUGAUGGCGCUAACGAAAAUGUCUGGCAUGUUCUUGAAGUCCAGCCCAACUCUCCUGCUUUCCACGCCGGCUUGAAAUCAGAUGUCGACUACAUCAUUGGGUCCGACACCAUUCUACAAGAGUCGGAAGACUUGUUCUCGUUGAUAGAAUCGCACGAAGCUCGACCACUAAAGUUGUACGUGUACAACUGUGAACUGGAUUCAUGCAGGGAGAUCACCAUCACUCCCAACAGUGCGUGGGGUGGAGCUGGAAGUCUUGGUUGUGGUAUAGGCUAUGGUUAUCUCCACCGAAUUCCAGUUAAAGCACCCAGCAGUGAGUUGCAAGGCCUCAAAAUUGAUGGUGAGAAAUCCUCAACUGCACAUCCGCCUCAAGUGGCAAACGUCAGUACAUCAAAUGCCACAACUACAUCGUCACCAUCUACAGGCUUCUCAGAUGUUAGUUGCGUAUGCAUUCGUUAA